GCCGUACGAGUUUCUGAUAAGAGAAAAAACGAGUUGCGGUCUUGUACAAGUCGACUUUGUAUUUCUCGAAGGUGUUCCGCGCAAGCGACGUAACAGAAAGAACCUAACCUAACUUAAUAUACAUAGCAGUAUAGAAAUCAAUGAGUUUCGUCAAGUACAAAGCUUGAUUCUAUCGGAUCACAUUGAGUGUUAUUUUUUUUUUUGUCUAGCCAAGUAUUAAUUUCAUCAACAAUUUAUAUUGUGAUUAAUGAUUUUAAAGGGAUAAUCUUAUUUUACCGUUUAUUCGUGAAGGAAAAUAAAAAAAAUAAAUAUAAGUAACGAGAAUAGAAAUCUUUUUCAUUUUUACAUACAAAUAAAACUAGUAUAGCUAUUAUUAUUAACAGGAAGUUAGUAAAUUCCGCGCUUUAUUUGUGCACAAAUUAGCACAAGAAAGUAAAAACUUUCACGUUGAUAUUAUUCGACGAUUAUUCAACGAUGAUACUCGAAAGUGUUUUUUAUCAAUGGAGAAUCAAUGAAUCCUUCGAAAAUAUUGAAGGCACGUUAGGACGGAGCUCCUUCCGCCGGAUUAGAGCUCCUUCCUGCAAUCCGGAUUAAAUUUAUUCGUUGCGGUGCCUUGGCACGACGAAGGAAUUUUUGCAGAUUAUCAUUUAGACCGCAAUACUGAAUAUUCAUUUUUACGGCCAACUCACUUGUACCGAAAGAAAGAAUGCAAAAUAAUUGCGAUGACGAUGAUAACGACGUCGUCUACAAGGACACAGUCAUCGUAGGAAAUGGACCGAGCGGUAUUUCUUUGUCAUACAUGCUCGCUGGUAAUUGGCCUUAUUAUACCGGCGAGCCUCAUCCCUUCAAUGAAAUGCUGACGGCGCGUCUUCACUACACAACGAGACCGUUUACUAACGACGAUGAUGUUCUUGAAAAAAGUGAUAAGACGACGCAAAAUAAUUUAGAUGAGGACACGUGUUCUCGUCGGCAAAGUAACGUUGCGAAUGAUAGUGUAAUACGAGGUAGAGACUUAGCGAACAGUUCACGAUGGAAAUUGGAAACGUUGUCGUCCGGUCUCGAGGGCAGGAGCGGUGGUCGACCUUUGUCUUUACUGAUGGACCAAUUGCAUAACCCAUGCGUUGAUGCAGGUCUCGAUGUGCCUUCACUUUUGGAUUGGAAAUCUAAAGAACAACAUCCGGAACACAAGAUUAUUGAUCAUGUAGUUCUUGGUAAAGGACAACCUGGUGGAGCUUGGCAGUCUAUGGAUCCAAAUGUGUUAACGAUCAGUUUGAGUCGAUGGAUGUCAUUACCUGGUUUAGAUUUAAGACAAUGGGAAAAAUUGGUAGAGGCUGAACAAGUACAAAAAUCAACAUUGGCGAUUGGUGAUCCUAGUUCUCACUCACCAAGAGAAAAAAUAAAUGCAUGUAAACCUGCCAGUCGUGUACCAGUAGGUACUGUUGCUACUUAUUACAAAGAUUACGUUACCAAACAAGGAUUGGACAAAUAUUUUCGAUGCGGGACCAUUGUAACUUCGGUACGACCGAUCGAUUCCAUUGAUGUCAAUGAAGAUUUUAGAUGGAUCGUUGAAGGAUAUGAAAAUAAAACUGGUAAACGUUUUGAGUAUAGAUGUCGAAGGGUAGUUCUUGCCACUGGUACUACAGAUCUAUCCAAUCAUUUGGGAAUACCUGGAGAAAGAUCGCAAUCCUCAUGGGUGAUUCAUAAUCUUAAUGAUCUAGAAUCACGUUUAGAUCAAUUUGUAAACAUAUAUGGUGAGGCUGCAUUUGACGGAUUAUUGGAUCCUGUACUAGUGAUAGGUGCUGGAUUGAGUGCAGCCGAUGCUAUUAUGGCUACAAGAUUUCGAGGAAUUCCAGUGUUACAUGUAUUUCGGGAUGCAUCCAACGAUUGGAAUAAGGAAUCGAACGAUAAAAUACAAACAAAUAAUUUGGAUAAAUUACAGUGGCUUCCAAGUUCUAUUUAUCCGGAAUAUCACAAAGUUUAUGAGAUGAUGGCAGACGGUGGUACUAAUUAUCCUCUUUACAAAUCAUUAUCAGGAUAUACUCUUGUUGAUCUUAAUAUCAAUAAUGAUGAUCGUAAUAGUAAUCAAUGUAAUAAGCAUACAGUCACACUUUGUGCUCCGAAUGGACAAUUACAAAAAUUCCGAGUUUCUAUAGUCGCGAUACUUAUAGGUUACAAACCAGAUUUAUCGUAUCUAGAAAACAACGGUACAGGAUUUGGAAAAAUACCCGAUAAACCCGUCGAUUGUAAAUCAAAUCCGAUCGAUAUCGACGAUAUUACAUAUGAAGUUUUGCAAGCACCUAAAAAGGGACUUUAUGCUUUGGGACCUUUAGUGGGUGAUAAUUUUGUUCGUUUUAUUCUAGGUGGUGCAUUCGGUAUUCUUGCACAUAUUCUAAGUCUUUCUACGUGAGAUACAAAUUUCAUAUCUCUUUUCUUUUCAAUUUUUCGUCAUCACCUUGACGGAAUGUAUUUACUUAAUUUUUUGCUAAAAUUCUA
Polistes dominula (European paper wasp) is the source of this 2493-nucleotide messenger RNA. RefSeq names its product oxidative stress-induced growth inhibitor 1. The record is from RefSeq and is a predicted model, not a curated record. NCBI's taxonomy places the organism in Eukaryota, Metazoa, Arthropoda, Insecta, Hymenoptera, Vespidae.